GGCCGGGAAACUGUGUCAGCGAUCGCCGGUGAAUUGCUCGGUAAAGUGAGUAUCGUGGACUUCGCCGGGGCAGUAGCCAGAUCUGGUUUUUCAGAGAGUUGUGGGGUUCCUAUGACUGUUAAUUUUGAUUUUUGUGUUGAAUUUUGAAAUGAAUUUGGGGAGAAAAUAGCAAUUUAGGGUUUUCGGUUUUGGGGUUGGGGUACAUAGCCGACGGGAUGAGAUCUGGGGCGCAUUCAGGGAUUGUGGUGAAGAAUAGGAACUCGUCGGGUUGUUUGAUUGUGAAAAAGAAGGGUGAUGAGUCGGGUGGUGUCAGGUCUUCUGGGACCGGAAAAGUUUACGGAUCUAAGAAAGAGAAGAAGAGGCCAAGAAAGGUUGCGAGUGACUCAGGGUCUAGUGAUGAGUUCUCAAUGCCACCUCGUAGAAGGGUUGGGUCUGAAACCAUUCAAGUGUGUAAUAGUUUAGCUGUUUAUGGGAAGGGUAUUGUAGAUGAAAUUGAAACGGGUAGAAAGAGGACUAGGAAGGAACACAUUAGGCGUAAUAAGGGCGGUUUCAUUGGUCGGAGCGAUUCAGGGUCUAGUGAUGAGCUCUUGAUGCCACCUCGUGGAAGGGUUGGGAGUGAAACGGGUAGAAAGAGGACUAGGAAGGAGCACAUUAGGCAAAAUGAGGAUGGUUUCAUUGGUCGGAAUGGUGUGGACUGUAGUGAGAGCAAGAGGAAUAGGUUAGAUGUGUUUGAGUUCGACGAGUAUGAUGGAGUUGAUGAGGCAGUGUUUAUUAGGAAAAAGAACUGUGAUUAUAGUGGAGAUGAAGCUGGGAACAAGAUGCUUUUCGGUUCAAGGCCCACAGGAAGGAGUAGUAUACAGAGGGACUAUGAAAGUGGCUCAAGCAGACACAUUUUUCAUGAGAACAAGAAAAAGUCGUUCUUUGACAAGAGCAAUAGCUUGACUCAUGUUGGUCGAGAUGAUAGGAGCAGGUUUGGGAUGGACAUGGAUGACAAUCGGCUUCCUCCAUCUUCCUUGCGGGAGAGGUUAAUGUCUGAUUCAGAUGAGCCCAUUAGGGUUCAGGGAAAAAAUGGUGUUCUCAAGGUGAUGGUAAACAAGAAAAAGAAGGUGGGUGAGCCUGUUAAAAAUUUUGAUCACUUGGAACCUGAGGAAGCUGGACGAGGUUUAAAGAUUGGGAGGAAACUGCAGGUUCACCCUUCCUUUUUCUUGGAGAAAGAAGUUCUUGAAAAGCCUGGUUCAAGGACCAUGAAAAAACAGAUGAAAGCACUAAAAUUGCCACCAACUAAGAAGAGUAAGGGCUCCGAUUUGGAUUCAGAGUCAGAGGACAGUGAUUCAUCUCUGAAGCUCACACCAAACAAUAUGGAAGCUUCUAAUUCUACAAAGAGGGUCAGUUCCAAAGAGGAAAAAGCACAGGUUGAACAGCUUCUUCGGGCUAGAAUCAAAGAAGGGAAAGGUAGGCGUGGUUGUGGCACAGAAAAGCAGCAAUUGCGGGAGCGGAUAAGAGGGAUGCUUUUGGAUGCAGGCUGGACAAUUGACUAUAGACCAAGAAGGAAUAGGGAUUACCAAGAUGCAGUGUAUGUUAAUCCCACUGGAACGGCUUACUGGUCUAUCAUAAAGGCUUAUGAUGCUCUUCAAAAGCAGUUAAAUGAUGAGGAAGAUGAGGGCAAAUAUGGGGAUGCUUCUGUGUUUACCCCACUACCAGAUGAAGUACUUGGCCAGUUAACAAGAAAAACAAAAAAGAAAAAGGAAAGAGAGAUGAAACGGAAGCAAAGGGAUGGCACUAGUGCUGAAAAUUCAAAACAAGCUGCUUCCAGAAGAUCUUCAAGUAUGAGAAAUGAAGAGGAUAGUUCAGACAGCCUGAGCCAUGAAGAGAAACUAAGUUCCUUCCUAAAACAGGGUAAAUCAUUUAAGAAUAGAACAAAUGAAAAUGGUGCCUCCAGUGCAAGUUCAAAAAGUCAAAAUUCAAUUCUCCAUCUGCAUGACAGCACCGAAAGGCCACCCACCACAUCUAAUCCUCGUCUUGUUCAAGGAAGAAAAAGUAGAAAGUUUAGUAGGUGUACUUUGUUAGUUCGGAGUUCCAAUCAGGAGCAAAGUGCAGAGAAUGAUGGAUUUGUUCCAUAUUCUGGGAAGAGGACUGUGCUUUCCUGGUUGAUUGAGUCUGGAACUGUGGAAUCAAGCCAAAAGGUGAAGUAUAUGAACCGCCGCUGUACAAGAGUGAUGCUGCAGGGCUGGAUAACUAGGGAUGGUAUUCACUGUGGUUGCUGUAGUAAGAUCCUUACUGUUUCAAAGUUUGAGAUUCAUGCUGGAAGCAAAUUGCGUCAGCCAUUUCAAAACAUAUAUUUGGAGUCUGGAAGUUCUCUUCUGCAAUGCCAAAUGGAUGCGUGGGAUAGACAAGAGGGGUCUGAGCGGAUUGCUUUCCACUCUGUAGAUACUGAUGGUGAUGAUCCAAAUGAUGAUACUUGUGGCAUCUGUGGAGAUGGUGGGGAUUUGAUAUGCUGUGAUGGCUGCCCAUCAACCUUCCAUCAGAGUUGCCUGAAUAUAGAGUUUCUUCCACCUGGUGACUGGCACUGCCCAAAUUGUACGUGCAAAUUUUGUGGUUUAGGAAGCAAUAUUUCUGAAGGAGAUGAUGCAACAGACCAUAAGUUGCUGCCUUGCAACAUGUGUGAGAAAAAAUAUCACAAGUCAUGUACAAAGGAAACAGAUGCUCUACCUGUUGAUUCCAAUAGUUUGAUUCUUUCUUUUUGUGGGAACAACUGCAGAGAGCUCUUUGAGCAUUUACAGAAGUAUCUUGGGGUCAAACAUGAACUAGAAGCAGGGUUUUCAUGGUCUCUUAUUCAUAGAACAAAUGGAGAUCCAGACGCAUCUCUCCAAGGACUUCCUCAAAGGGUAGAAUGCAAUUCUAAACUAGCUGUUGCAUUGACUGUUAUGGAUGAAUGCUUUUUGCCAAUCAUUGAUCGGAGGAGCGGGAUCAACUUAAUUCAUAAUGUCCUUUAUAAUUCAGGAUCAAACUUUAAUCGGUUGAACUAUUGUGGCUUCUAUACUGCUAUUCUGGAGAGAGGUGAUGAAAUAGUUUCUGCAGCAUCUAUCAGGUUCCAUGGUACUCAAUUAGCUGAGAUGCCAUUUAUUGGGACCCGCCACAUUUAUAGGCGUCAGGGGAUGGCCCGUCGGCUUUUCUGCGCUAUUGAAUCAGCUCUUCGCUCGCUCAAGGUUGAGAAACUAGUUAUCCCUGCAAUUGCUGAACUUACCCAUACAUGGACUACUAUUUUUGGUUUCACUCCUGUUGAGGAAUCAAUAAAGCAAGAAAUGAGGUCCUUGAAUAUGUUGGUGUUCCCUGGUAUCGAUAUGUUGCAGAAGCUAUUCUUGGAGCAGGAAAAAACAGAAGGGACCAUGUCUCCAAUAACAGGUGCAGAGCCAGCAGAAAUCAAGUGUCAAAUCACACCUAAGGUGGCAGAUAAAUCUGAAAAUGAUUCCUCUGUCAGGCAUGAUUCUCCUCAACAUACUGAUAGUGGUCUGCAACAGACCAACAUGAUAAGCAGUGAAGUUGCUGUUGCAGAUUCAGAUUCCCAAUUUCCAAAUGUACCUAGAAAUGAUGCUUCUAGAAUCACUGACUCCUUAGACUCUUUUUCUCUGGAACCAAACUGUACUGUCUCUGGUGAGGAAACUGGAUGUGCUAAUUCUCCAGAAGGGGACAAGAAGGAUGAAUCUUCUCCAGACCAAAAUUAUAAUUCUAUCCCUGACACAAGCCCUAGCACAUUAGAGAUGGAUAGUAAAACAGUGUGGGGUUCUUCUGCUGAAAACAAUACUCAGUCUUGUAUUGAGGGUCAUAUAGAUGAUAAACCUGGAUUAGAAUCUCCUGUUGAAGGCGGUGCUCUCUCCUCAAAAGAAGGUGAUAUGGUUGCUAACUUUGGAGUAGGUAUCAAAGUUGCUGCUUCUUCUGAUGAAUUCAAAAUCAAAGUUGCAGUUGAUGAGAAAAGCAGUGCUUAUUCAGAAGAAAAUCAGGCUCCACCUUGUGAGGAAUGUGAUGUGAAUGAUGCUCAUGCAGUUCGUGAAGAUUUAGCUGCUUUCAGUGAAAACGACAUUCCAGUCUCAGUUGAGGGAACAACACGUGCUCAGUCUUGCAAAGAAAGUGAUAUGAGUGAUGCUCAUGCAGUUGAUGAAGAUGUGAAUAAUGAUCUUGCAAUUCAUGCUCGGUCUUGUAAAGAAAGUGCAGAGAAUGAUGCUCACACAGCUCAUGACAUUGUAGCUGCUUCUAAUGAAAUUGAAAUUCCAGUCUCAGUUGAGGGUACCAUGCUUGCUGAUGCUGUGGCUGGAGACAAAUUAGAUGGAUUCACUUCUGACAGGAAAUCUCCUGUUAGUUCUUAUGCAAGUUAUGAUAAAGUUGAGAUGGAAAAUAAACCAGUAUCAGACUCUCCCAUUGCCCAUUGUUCUCCCUCUUGUGAAGAAGAUCAUUCUUUGACAGAAACUUUUCCGGAAAGCAAGGUUGAGGAGAACAAUGAAAUUCCAGAUAUGCUUAUCUCCAAUGGUCCUGAUGUGAGUUCUAUUCAUGUUGACUCCUCAAAUAAUCAACUUAAUUGUUAGGGUGGAAAUGAAUUAUCUGCUGCUUCAGAACCAACUACUGAAGCAGAAAAUUAUAAAGGUAGCAUUCUGUUUUGAUCUUGUGGUAUUUACGGAACUGAUGUCCAUAGAGUAAAGGCUGCUUCCAUUUAAGCUGAGUCUUCUGCACCCCAGUUCACUUCUGAACAUGAUUGCCUAUGAAACCAGAUACUGAUGUUCACCUCACUGACUUAAGCAGCAUUAAAGCCCUACCUUCUUCCUCCCAAUCAGCUCAAUUUUUUCUUUCUGUGCAAGUUAUGGUGCCAUCCCUUGAUGAAGCUGGAAGACCUUAAGAUUUGCAUAUGGGUAUGUUUAAACUUGCCAAGAAUGUUGAUUAAUGUUCUCAUGCUUCUCACAGCUGUAUAUAUCUGAACUUGUUGAGUUCGACAAUUCGGAUUUUGUCACCAUUUCUUUCUUGUGUUAUUUUUCUAAGCAGCAAUUUGCCGAUUAUCUGUCUCAGUUCCUUAAAUGGCAUAGGUGAUGGCAGAUUGAGUUUUGAGUUAGCAAUUGGUUGUAAUCAUAAGCACUCUUGUACCUGCAAUUUGUUUAUAGUAUCCACCACCAACAUACUGUUCUUUGCAAUAACUUUAAUAGGAAAGAAAUGUGUUGUGACUUG
Molecule: messenger RNA, 5208 nt
Organism: Rubroshorea leprosula
Lineage: Eukaryota; Viridiplantae; Streptophyta; Magnoliopsida; Malvales; Dipterocarpaceae
Source: the annotation of a GenBank genome assembly